Anolis sagrei ordinatus is the source of this 4108-nucleotide messenger RNA. It is a transcript of the gene TANGO6, whose product is annotated as transport and golgi organization 6 homolog. Gene Ontology annotation, biological process: protein secretion. The record is from RefSeq and is a predicted model, not a curated record. Lineage: Eukaryota; Metazoa; Chordata; Lepidosauria; Squamata; Anolidae.
GUGCGGACUUCCCAAUAUGGCGGCGUUGGCGUUUCCCUGACCUUCCCAAGAUGGCGGCUCCACCUGAAGGAGAAGCAGGCAUGGCGGAGAGUGAGGCUGUGCUGAAACGAGCCAUUGAAGGCUUGGAGCUUCUACUGAGGAGAACUACUGCGCCUGGCCAACACAGUCUCCAGGAAACAAAGGGGGCCGCACUGCUGGAAUCCCUCCACUUGAGUGUGGCUUCUUUGGAGGAGAAAUUAGCUCAGGACCCUCAAUGGGACGGACUGCGAAGGUUGACCACAGAGGCCUCCCAGAAGACUCUGUGGCUGCCCCAAUGCUCCGACGUGCCUUGGACUUUUACCCGCCAUGUCUUGCUGUUGCUGCUGAGUCUCAAGCAAAGCAUGGUUCUCCUCGCAGCAGUUCCCAUCCCACCGAAGACCCCUGCGUCUGCACCUCCUCUCAGCCCCGAUACCCUCAGCGUCGCUCAGGAGAAGACCGUGCGGGCAGCUUUGCAGUUUGCAGUCACCCUGGGCCUCUGCCCCUUCCUCCUGCCAGGCGUGGGGCUUCCCCUCGGAUGCAGGACCGAGUUUGGGGCCAUGAUCCGGGAGAUCGUCUCGCCCAGGUGUACGGUUAACGCCGUGGGCAAGCUCUAUGCCACCUGCACUGGCCUCUUGGAGGUUGCUCAGCACCCUUUGCUGGGCAGCCUGGUUCUCACCCGGCAUUUGGGGGAUCUCCUGGCCGGGUUGUGCCAGCUGGGAUUCUGCCCAGGAAGGAGGAAGCGAGAGGGAGACAAGCCGGAGAAGGAGAUGGGGGGCCUGACUGAGGAGGAGCGACGCAGCUGUAAGGAGGCCCUCGGAGGACUCCUGGACAGAGUCUACCAGCCGUUAGUGGUCCGAGAGCUGCUCAUCCUUCAAGGUGGAUCCAGACAGGGCUGCCCUCCCCGUGGGCCUGAAAGCGGACGUCCCUUGGCCCCCGCCCCAUCCUGGCUCCGGCGUCUCUGUGGGCAGCUCCUCUCUGAGAGGCUUCUGAGGCCCGGAGGGGUCCAAGCCGUGGUCUGCGGCAUCUUGGAAGGAGCCGGAGCUGGAACCAUGGGAGGCAGCAGUGCGGAGGCAGCAGCGUCAGACUGGCAGAAGUGUGAUGCAGUGGCCAGAAUCCUCUCUUCCUGUCCCCAGCAGUCCCUGUCCCUGGAGGACUAUUGCCGACAAGUUUGCCCCCAGAUCCUGCAGCUGUUCCUCCUUCAGGACCAACUGGCAGCCCGCCAGUUCCAACGUGUUGCCACUAUGGCCGUUUUGAGCAUGGCCAGAAGGCACCCGGAACAGGCAGAGAGGCAUCUGCUGCGGCCCUUGCUGGAGCCCCUCCAGCGCUGCUUGGAGGCUGAAGAAAUGGCCCCGGAAGAUCUGCCACCAGGGACAGUUUUGGUGAAGGAGGAAGAGCUUGGAUCCUGUGUAGAAAAUGUAUUUAAGCUGUAUGUGGUUGGCAACGAACCCUCAGACCUGCUGCUGAGCUCCCUGCAAAGUGUCCUGGGCGUCCUCUUUUCCCUCUGGUGUUUUACAAAGCAAAAUGUGUCCUUCUUACGCACUCCAUGCCAGGAGAUCUUGCUCUGGUUCCUGGAGAAGAGUGAGAGGCAGACAGCCCUCUCCAUCCUGGAAGGAUUGGCACAGAUGGGAAGAUCCGUACGCUUGCCCCCUCUUCUCUGUCAGUUUCAAGUUGGCAGUGAGGGUGGCGUCAUGGCUUCCGUCAAAGCGGAUCUCAGCCCUGAUGAAGAUGAGGCUCUCUAUGAGAAGGUGUCCUCAGAGCAGUGGCGGCUGGAGCAGCUGGUAGGCUUGUUGUCCCAUUGCCAGAGCAGCGGCCUGGCUGGAGACUUCUUCCUCUGCUGCCUGAAGGAGCUGACCCUUGUGGCAGGUCAAGGGGCUUCUGACGCGUCCCCUGCCUGCCCCCAGAGCCCCCUGGACCUGGAGCAGAGCUGUUGGGCCCCCAUGGAGCGCCAGGAGAGGCAGCUGCGUGGGUUGCAGUUGGUGGCCAUGCUCUGCGAAAGCCUCUCCGAGAAGCUCUUCACAGACAUUGCACAGAUUGUGGAGUUUGUGGCCACGACUCUGCAAAGGGCCACCGCAAGCCUCUCCAGCGGCUCUGGAGCCACCUCUGUGGAAGACCAGACGCUCAGCAUGGCCAUGGGAUUGGUGGCUGCCAUGAUGGGGGGCGCAGUACAGCUAAAAUCGGUGGACUUUGCCACCCUGAAGCGCCUAGUGCCCCUCUUGGAGGAGGUCUCUCAUGUUCACCCGGAGCCGGUCAUCCAGGAACUUGCUGCUGACCUGCGCAUCGCCAUUGGCACCCACAAAGCCUUCUCUGCAGAAACCAUCUCCUCCGCUGCGCAGAACACUCUGGGCAAAGGCUGUGCAGAAGCAGAAGCUCAUACGAACAGAGAGCCCUCUGAAAAGCCUGAAAGGGGCAUCCCUGAAUCCAGUUUGCUUCCUCCACCAAAGGCUACAGGGAGUAGAUCGGAUUCUGGUUCUGUUUCUCCAAAGACACACCUUGCUGCAAAGAGCAUGCCAGAAGCAAGGGACUCUGAUCCUCCAGCCAUACAGGAUUUGCGGGAGCUCCUCCUGUCGGCUUAUGACCCGGACAUCCCGACCCGAGCAGCCGCUCUCCGUAGCCUUUCCCGCUUGAUAGAGCAAAGAGACCCAGAGGCCCUGAAGACUCAAGAAACGCUGCUGAAGGUUUUCACUGAAAACCUAGAACACGAGGACUCCUUUGUAUAUCUCUCUGCCAUCCAAGGCAUGGCCUUGAUGUCGGACGCCUUUCCAGACCAAGUCCUGCCCUGCUUACUGGCCCAGUACGGCAGCCCACAGCCCGGCGCUCCAAAAGAGGCAUCAGUGGAGACCAGGAUGAAAGUGGGGGAAGCCCUGAUGCGCGUCACGCGGAGGCUGGGAGACAUGGUCUUCCUGCAUCGAGAGGACCUGAUCCAUGCCUUCCUGCGGGGAGCAAAGGACCCUGAAGCUGCCCUCCGAGCCAGCAGCCUCUCCAAUCUGGGGGAACUGUGCCAGAUCCUCCGUUUCCAGCUGGGAUCGGUAGUCCAUGAGGUGACUUCAUGCUUGAUAGCCAUUGUGAAGACUGAUCAUGAGGCAGAGGUGCGGAGGGCCGCUAUCCACGUGGUGGUGCUUCUGCUUCGAGGGCUCAGCGAGGAAGCCCUGGAGGUCCUCAGGGAUGUCGUGCUGGGCCUCUACCGCCUGCUGAAGUCCGUGUUGAGGCACGAGGAGGACGGGGCCACGGUGCUGCAGGCCCAGCUGGCCUUGGAGGAGCUGGACGGCAUCAUGAGGCAGCUCCUCUUCCCGCCUCAGGUCCUGGAGAAGAAGAUCCAGGUCCUUCCAUAGAGCCAGUAGAAGAGCCUCAGAAGCCAGUGCCACUCAUGAAAGGGGUAUGGCGGGACUUUCUGUGGGCAGAGACCCCCAUUGCCUUCCAAAGACCCAACUCUGCCCCAAAGACAGCUCCUUGCAUUGACCUCACUCUUUGGAAACGUAAUCCCGGCAUCAAUCCGAGGGUCACCAGAGCCCUGUAGGAGUUUCUUCCUUUCCAGUGAUGCUCGUAAUGUCCUUUCCAUCAGUAGUGUCCCUCCACAGGCUGCAUUGAUUGAAACUGCAGCAUCGAACACUUCUGCGCUGCAGGUAUGCAGCUGCUCCCAAAAUCUGCCCGGAGCAGAAGCGGCCACCCAGUGUCCUCAGUUGACCAGCAUUUCCUGCAAAAGGGAUAGAUCUUGUCCCUCCAGGACCCUGAAAUCAAAGGCAAGCAGGGAGGCAGAUAUGGAGAAAGCAGAGGCUUGCAACCGGACCUCUUUUGGUUCAGUUCCAGAAGGAAAUGAGGCUUCAGGAGAAGCCAAAGCCUGGGAAGAGAGUGGGCUCCUCCUCCUGCCAUUAUAGCCCCCUUUUCCUAGAAAUUGAGGUGUCGUUGUGCCUUCAAGUUGUUUCCAACAUAGGACAAUCCUAAGUCCAAUGCGUCCCAGGAUUUCCUUAGCCAGGUGUGUUCAAAAGGGAUUUGUAUCCCUUCCUCUGAGGCUGCAACUCCACUGAGGUUUCCACGGUUGGUUGAGUCGUGGGGGUUUGCUCCCCUCCUCCAAAUAAAACAAACCAAAUGACCA